CCCUGCCUACUCCAACCUCUUCCUCCUCCUUUCUCACACUCACAAACAUGAAAGUCAAAAACAAAAACAGGUGAUUAGUUUAGGGCUGUUGAAAUCCCCCGCCAAAAUUUCCCUCACUCAUUCGCGCGCACACACACACACACACACAGUCACUGUACUUAAAAAGUCAAAAUGGGUGCCGUUGUGGACGAUAACAAACAAGCCACCCCAAUUGGUGCUCCAAAGUCAGGUUCACCCUCAGCCUCCGCCUCUCCUCCAAACCCUAACAUCAACAACAACAAUAACAAAAACGGCACGUCGUCGUCGUCGUCGUCGAGCUCCAAGGACCACAUUCUCUCCGUGGCCUCCAAGAUCGCCUCCCAACCCCUCCAGUUCUCUGACCCCGACGUCUGGGCUGUCCUCACCGCUAUUUCCACCAAUGCCCGUAAACGCCACCAGAGCAUAAACAUGCUAUUGACUGCGGAUGAGCAUUGCAUCGGUCGUUUAGUAGAAGAUACGCGUUUCCAGAUUGAGUCCAAUGCGGUUAGUGCCAAUCAUUGCAAGAUUUAUAGAAGGAAGCUCGCCUUAUCCUCCGCCACUGCCGAUGAUUCUGACUAUUCGGUCUUCCUCAAAGAUACAAGCACAAAUGGGACAUAUCUCAAUUGGGAGAAGCUGAGAAAGAAUAGUGCCGAAGCCAAAGUUGGUCACGGAGACAUUAUCUCAUUUGCUGCUCCUCCUCAGCAUGAACUUGCAUUUGCAUUCGUGUAUCGAGAAGUUCUGGCGUCCACACCCGUGACAGAUGGUGCAGCUGCAAAAAGAAAAGCAGAGGAUUUUGUUUCUGAAAACAAGAGAUUUAAAGGUAUUGGCAUUGGUGCUCCUGAGGGUCCAAUCUCUCUUGAUGAUUUUCGAAGCCUCCAGCGUUCAAACAAGGAACUGAGGAAGCAGUUGGAAAAUCAGGGCCUUACAAUUGAUACAUUGCGCAAUGAGAAUCGUGCUUCUGUUCAGCAUCAUGAAAAUGAAAUGAAAGAACUCAAGGAUUCUGUUACAAAAUCAUACGUGGAUCAACUCAAUGGAUUGAAUCAAUUGUUGGAGGUCAAACAGAUAGAGCUGGAUUCAGUCAAUAAAAUAUCUUCUGAACAAAAACAUUCUAUAGAAGACCUUAACCGAAGGCUUAGUGCUUCUAUACAGUCAUAUACAGAAGCAAAUGCAAUAAUGGAGAGUCAAAAGGCAUCUGUAGCUGAGCUCAAGACACAAUUAAUUGAAGAGCGUGACCAGAGAAGAGGAGAACGAGAAAAGGCUGCAGCAGACUUAAAAGCAGCAGUGCAGAGAGCACAGUCAGAGGCGCAAGAGGAAUUAAAACGAUUGUCUGAUGCAGGCCUAAGACGAGAAAGAGAGCAGCAAGAAGUAAUUAAUAAACUUCAGGAAUCAGAGAGAGAAAGGUGUUUGCUAGUGGAAACGUUGAGGUCCAAACUGGAAGACACUAGGCAAAAGUUGGUUAUCUCUGACAAUAACGUUCGCCAGUUGGAAACCAAAGUUUGUGAAGAGCAGCUAGCCUCUGCAAAUGGAAGAAAAAGAGUGGAAACACUUGAACAUGAAAUCAAAAGAUUGAGGAAAGAGCUAGAGAUUGAAAAGCAGUCAGCUCGAGAAGAAGCAUGGGCUAAGGUUUCUGCCCUUGAACUAGAGAUAAAUGCCACACUGCGGGAUCUUGAUUUUGAGAGACAAAGGUUAAAAGGUGCCAGAGAACGGAUAAUGCUUCGGGAAACACAACUUCGAGCAUUUUAUUCCACUACUGAGGAAAUUUCAGCACUGUUUGCUAAGCAGCAGGAACAACUGAAGGCAAUGCAGAGGACUUUGGAAGAUGAGGAGAAUUAUGAGAACACGUCAAUUGACAUUGAUCUCAAUGUACAGUACGGGUUCAUAAAUGAAACCUUAGGCAGACAGAAAGAUGCAACGGGUUACUGUGGUAACAGCACUGCUAAAGCUGGCCCAGCUACUUCAGCACAGGGUAUUGACAGAAAUCAAGUUGAAAUUUCUAGUGAUGAAGCCAGCGUUACUGAGAAGCAUGACUGUGAUUUCAGAAGCCAAGAAGAAUGUCAAAAUACCCAAGAGGCAGAGUUUACUAGUGCAGACCAUGGCAUCAAGGCUGCCUUUGGUUCUGAAAUUGAUGGAGUUGGCACAGCACCUGUUUUGGAGGGAGAUGCCAUAGGCACUGAGCAAGUUCUUGAAACUGAAAGCCCAGGAUUUGAUGGUGAACGAAAUAUUGAUUUGAAUAAGUCCAGUACUUUAGCUGAGGAUACAAUGCAGAUUGAUGAUGAAAGCCAUGUGCAAGAAACUGAUGAGCAUGGUCAAACACUUUGUCCAGAAGCUAGGCAUGACUCUCAAUCAAAUAAUCCCCUUGAAAAUUUAAAGUCAAUGGAAGAUACAGAAGCUGGAGGCACAAUUAGAACAACAGACCUUUUAGCUUCUGAAGUUGCAGGUAGCUGGGCUUGUAGCACAGCUCCUUCUGUCCAUGGAGAGAAUGAAUCUCCAAGAAGUAGAGACAAUGAUGAAGAAGGUGAUGUAGCUCUACGUGAUUCCAACAUGCAGGUGGCUGAGAGUCAAAGUACCCCCUCUCCUGUGGCUAUGGCCACCAGAAGGACUGAAUAUUCAAGAAGCAGAGACAAUGAUGAGGAAGGUGCUAUGGCUCUACAUGAUUCCAAUGUUCCGGUGGCUGAGAGUCAAAUUGCCCCCUCUUCUGAGGCCAUUGCCAAAAGACGGAAUCAUGAACGUCAAGCACUUGGUGAAAUGAUUGGAAUUGUUGCUCCUGACUUAAAGGAGCAGUUCGAUGGAGCUAUAGAUGAUGAUUGUGAUCAAGGGAGAGAAAAGCGGGGUUCUACUUCCGACUCAGAUACUGAGAGUUGCACUGACAAUGACGAUGAUAAUGGAGUUGAUGAUAAAGGUGGAUCAGUGUCAGAUACUGAGGGUAGUGAUCAAGCUGAUAUUGAUCACAAACCGGAUGAUGCAAUGGAUGAGGAUGAUGAAGCUACCCAAGACAAUUCUCUUGGAUAGCUUUGUUGAGAGCAAAUGAAGAUGUGUGUGAUUGUGAUGGAAAAGGAUCUUCUUCUUAUCAAGUUUAAUGCAAAUGGAGACGGUUCAUUUCAAGGUGAAGAUUUACCUUCUCAUAAAUCUGAUAACCAACCAAAUGGAAGAAUAGAAAGCAUAGGGUCAUAUGGACAAUGAAAGAACUUCUGGUAACUAAAAAUUGCAGGAACGUAAGAAUGCUUCAUUAAUUUCUCCCAUUUCACAUUUUAUUUUUUUUUAACUUGUCUCCGUUUUAUGAUGUUGAAUGAUUUUCUUUGCUCAGUCAAAAGGGAGUUACAGUUGGGAAUUAGUCCUUGUCCCCUACUACAAUUUGCGUUGAUGAUUCAAUGCAAGUAUCUGUAACCACUGGUAAGGGCAAAGUAACUCUCAAGGAACAGGAGAUUUCAAGGGACGAGGUGAAAGGCAAAGUAACUCUCAAGGAACAUAAGAGAUAAGAGAGAAGGGGUUGAAGCCUCUUUUAAUGAUGAUGCAUAAUCUAUAGUUUUUGUCUCCAUUAUUUGCAGUCCCUUCUAAAUUUUUGAAUCCUCUCAUGGUAUCUAUUUGUCCAUAAGAUUUUCCCUUUUUAUUCUGAAGAAGUUAACAAAUAUGGAGACAUGUAAUACAAUUCCAUUUUUCCCCUUUCAACGAUG
This is a messenger RNA of Quercus lobata, 3689 nucleotides long. RefSeq names its product SMAD/FHA domain-containing protein. The record is from RefSeq and is a predicted model, not a curated record. Bases 172 to 3027 code for a protein of 951 amino acids. The transcript has 14 exons. Gene Ontology annotation, molecular function: protein binding. NCBI's taxonomy places the organism in Eukaryota, Viridiplantae, Streptophyta, Magnoliopsida, Fagales, Fagaceae.